Messenger RNA from Ostrinia furnacalis (Asian corn borer), 1738 nucleotides. Its product is annotated as dehydrogenase/reductase SDR family protein 7-like. Gene Ontology annotation, cellular component: membrane. The transcript is spliced from 5 exons. The record is from RefSeq and is a predicted model, not a curated record. NCBI's taxonomy places the organism in Eukaryota, Metazoa, Arthropoda, Insecta, Lepidoptera, Crambidae. The coding region runs from base 227 to 1180 and encodes 317 amino acids. Gene Ontology annotation, molecular function: oxidoreductase activity.
GUCGUUCUGUGCUCGCUCGUACGAAUAACCUAUAAAUUGUCGGGAAAACCUGUUUUUUAGCGAAAAGUUGUUUUUUAGCGCGUGACGUGCGGACGUUUGUGAGUAAGCAACGCAGAAUUAAAGUCUGUUUUACAAAACUACAAACAAAUCAGACCUGUAUCAAUUUUAAUAAACAACAUAAAACUGCUCUUACGUUUGAUAUAUUUUUGUUUACACAAAUACAAAAAUGAAGUUUCUUUUUGCUGAUGGGCAAUCAGCUAAUUGGUAUUUUAAAUAUGUAGGCUUACCUUUAUCAGUAGGAAUGGCCAUUUAUACUUUAUUUUCUAAAUUAGCCGAUAAAAGAAGACGUGCAGCGUUAAGGGGAAAGGUGGUUGUUAUUACUGGUGCAAGCUCUGGUAUAGGAGAGGCAUUGGCACAUGCCUUUUAUGAUCAAGGAAGUAAAGUAGUAUUGGCAGCUCGACGCAAAACUGAGCUUGAAAGGGUUAAGGGCGACCUGCAGUCUAAGAAAUUGGCUGUUCCUACCCUAGAACCUGUAUGCAUUGAACUGGAUCUUGGCGAUCUUGAUCAUAUUGAGGACUUCAGUAAAAAGGUGUACAAUGCAUGUGGUACUGUUGAUAUUUUGAUAAACAAUGGAGGAAUAUCCUACCGUGGAAACAUAUUACAUUCAAAAAUGGAUGUGUACCAACAAAUUAUGAAUGUUAACUAUUUUGGAUCUGUAGCACUAACUAAAGCUGUGCUACCCAAAAUGGUGGAAAACAGGAGCGGACAUAUCGUCUUUAUAAGUUCAAUACAGGGACUUAUUGCUAUUCCUGACCGAGCAGCAUAUGCAGCAAGUAAACAUGCCAUCCAAGCAUUUGGAGACUCCCUGCGUGCCGAAAUGUACCAGCAUAACGUAAAUGUUACAAUGGUCAGCCCCGGCUACAUUAUAACUGCUGUGUCAUUGAAUGCUUUGACUUCCAGUGGGGAAAAACAUGGAGUUAUGGAUGCCGCCACUGCAAGUGGGCUUACUCCACAGUACACUGCUGAGAAGAUUUUGGAUUCAGUGGUGAAAAAAGAAAACGACCUUGUUGUUAGUCAAUUUGUACCUAAAUUUGCUGUUUUCAUUAGACAUUUUGCUCCCUCUAUUUAUCAUUAUUUGAUGGCAAAAAGGGCAGAGCCUACUAAAUUGACUGUAAAGUAGGCGUGGCUUACAAAUAUUUUACGAGAGGACUGAUUAAUAAUGACUAGAUUUAGAAGUUUCAUUCAAAGAAUAAGAUUGAUGAUGCAAUUUUAAUGUCCUUCAACAUUGAUCAAUAUUAUUCUGCAGAUACAAUUAUAUCAAAGACAUUUAUUAUUAUACAUUAUUUAUUAAUUAAAAAAACAAUACUUAUUCAAGAUGGAAAGUCGUGAUAACUCUUUCUGUCGUAAAUAAGUGUAAGAGAUAACUAACGGUAGCUAAGUGCCUAGACCAAGUUACAAACGUGACAGUUGUAAUUUUGUUAGAAGAAGGGUAACUGCGCUCUGGAAUCGAUUUCGAUAUUAACCGAAAGUUACUUGUCUGGGCCCCCUGAAAUUGUACGAUACCUAGGUGUACCUACUUUAUUUCUUUCGUCAAGAAAAUGAAAAUGGCAUACAACGUAUUAACAGCGCGCGCGCAAUAGGCUAGAGGACAAAUUUCAAUUAUUUGUCCGUCAGACAGAUAAUUAGAAAAUAUUAGACUCAUAUUUUUUAAGUUCUUUCAUAAUUCAAUAAUAACAGU